Messenger RNA from Drosophila ficusphila, 795 nucleotides. RefSeq names its product protein D2. The transcript has 2 exons. The coding region runs from base 96 to 704 and encodes 202 amino acids. Lineage: Eukaryota; Metazoa; Arthropoda; Insecta; Diptera; Drosophilidae. The record is from RefSeq and is a predicted model, not a curated record.
CUGGUUUCAGUUUUCAACAAACCUUGCUCGAGAGCUGACAUCUAUUUUUCUCCAGUUUGAUUGUCGAUCUUCGGGUAUAAUUUUCUUAUUGCAAGAUGCUGCUGGUUUUCUUGCCACUAAUAAGCUGCUUGAUGUCCAUCCAAGCUGAAUCCGUGGAUGAGGUUUUUAGGAGUCAUCAGGUGGUCCCCGAUGUGAUUACCGAGCCACCAAACCAGUUAUUAAAGGUUACGUACAAGGACGGCCUGGUAGCCAAGGAUGGAGUGGAGCUAACGCCCACGCAGGUUAAGGAUCAGCCGAUUGUGGAGUGGGACGCACAGCCCGGCGACUUCUACACCCUCAUCAUGACCGAUCCUGAUGCACCCAGUCGUUCUAACCCCAAGUUCCGAGAAUUCAAGCACUGGGUGCUGGUCAACAUUGCUGGAAAUGAUUUGGCUAGCGGCGAGGAGAUCGCCGGUUAUGUUGGCUCGGGUCCACCCGAGGGAACGGGUCUGCAUCGCUACGUCUUCCUGCUGUACAAGCAGUCCGGAAAACUGGAGUUCGACGAAGAGCGCGUGAGCAAUAAAUCCCGAAAGGAUCGACCUAAAUUUAGCGCAGCCAAGUUUGCCGAAAAACACCAGCUCGGCAAUCCCAUCGCCGGUACUUUCUACCAAGCCCAAUACGAUGAUUAUGUGCCCUUGCUGCACCAACAACUUUCGUCCAAUUAAUUUUUCUUUUCUCUGCACUUUUUAUACGGAUUUCCAGUCACGGGGAAAAUAUUAAAUAAAGUGAAACCAAGUACCCUUUUUUGAUUAAAAA